Aureobasidium uvarum is the source of this 627-nucleotide messenger RNA. NCBI's taxonomy places the organism in Eukaryota, Fungi, Ascomycota, Dothideomycetes, Dothideales, Saccotheciaceae. The record is from the annotation of a GenBank genome assembly.
AUGGCCAGCCUGCAAAAAGCCGCCAACGACAGCGCAUCCAAAGCCACCAGCUCUGCUUCUGCCGACCAACCAGAAGAAACCCCCAGCUCCGAGGAAAUACAGAAAGAAUCCACUACCGCAGCCCAAAAAGCCCUCGACCUCGAGAAACAAGCCAAGGAUCUUACCAACGCAGCAGCCGCAGCAGCAGACCCGGACGAGCGACAAAAGCUACUCAACCAAGCCUUAGCCAAAACCAUCGAAGCCCAGUCCCAUGGAAAAGUCGCAAAGUACCUUUCCUCAGGCGCGUUUCAGGGAUUCUUAGCUGGAGGCGGCGUGGGUACUGGUGUGGGUGCUGGACUGGGUGCGUUGACAGGAACUUUGGUGGGUGGAGUGAGUUCGUUGGCGCUGGGAGGAGUAUUGGGAGGUAUUGGGUCUGCAGUGGGUGCUUUGCAUGGACCUUGGUUCAAGCCGGAGGAAAUUAUUGGAAAGGGUGUCAAUGCGUUGUCGGGGAUGUUGCCGGGGUGGAAGGCGUCGGAUGGGCAGAAGAAGCAGCUUGAGAAGAUGAUCGGGCAGGUUAAUGAGCAGAAGGCGCCUUCUAUGGAGGAGCUCCAAGUCAUGGCGACUGAGAGUUCAGAGAAGAAAGUUUAG